This is a messenger RNA of Aplosporella prunicola CBS 121167, 864 nucleotides long. RefSeq lists its product as uncharacterized. The transcript has 2 exons. Bases 1 to 864 code for a protein of 287 amino acids. Lineage: Eukaryota; Fungi; Ascomycota; Dothideomycetes; Botryosphaeriales; Aplosporellaceae. The record is from RefSeq and is a predicted model, not a curated record.
AUGGCCGCCGCUUGGGCAACAACCAAACUCGCCACGCCAAACCUGGCCAUCGAGCCCGAAGACCGCAAAGUGGUCACGACGCUGGAAGCACUGCUCUCGCAGGCCCUCACCCCCCAUGAAGCAGCCACCUCGCUAGCCACGGCGUACGAGCCGCGCCUCCAAAGCGGCCAGACCGACACCUGCACGCUGUGGUCCAUCUACUGCGACGCGAUCGCUACGUUCGGACACGACGAGGCCUGCCUCGCCCGCCUCGUCGACACGCUCCUGUGUCUCGGCAAGCUGCCUGACGUGCGCGAUGGCGCUGGCAACCCCGUCGUGUGGAAUGGCAGUGUCUUCUGGCGCGAUGUGCCGGACUUUACGUUUUGGAUGAGCGAGAGCAUCGCUAGCCCGCCCUUCAUGCCCAGAAACAUACCUCCGGCCAAACGGGACACCGCGCGCGAGCACCGUCUCGCCAUGAACUACGCGCACGGCACCACGUUCGCGGCGCGGUACCUGGCGGCGCUGGACCGAGAAGAAUAUGAGGAUGAGGGAGAGGCACGCAGCCGCAGAGUGCGCGACGGCAUGCGCGAGCUAGCACGAGAAGCACUACAGGCAGCGUUUGGGCCGGGCCAAGGCAUCGAGGCAGACGUGCAGGAAGCGCGCGUGCUGGUGCCGGCAGCUGCGACGUGGAUGCUGGUGGCCGGGCGGAGCCUGUACAUGGCGUGCCGAGAGCGGUUCACGGACACGGGGCGCAGAGAGGGGUUUUCGUUGGAUGGGUGGGCCAGGUGGAAGACGGCGUUUGCGGGUGUGGAAGAGGAUGCUGGGCUGGUGCGAGUGGCGGGGGCUGCGGUUGCCGAGAUGAAAACACUGGAGCAGGAAUGCUAG